Molecule: messenger RNA, 8893 nt
Organism: Actinia tenebrosa (Australian red waratah sea anemone)
Lineage: Eukaryota; Metazoa; Cnidaria; Anthozoa; Actiniaria; Actiniidae
Product: protocadherin Fat 4
Biological process (GO): canonical Wnt signaling pathway; homophilic cell-cell adhesion
Cellular component (GO): plasma membrane
Molecular function (GO): calcium ion binding; Wnt receptor activity; Wnt-protein binding
Source: RefSeq, a predicted model, not a curated record
AACAACGACGUAAUAUUACUUAUCCAGGAAGUAAAAACAGCAGUUGGAGAUAACAGGGGGUUUGGAGAAAUCUAGAAAAYUAAAUAAUUGAGAGAAAUAUCAGAGAGAGAGCACAAAGUCAAUGUUUCUUUGGUGGAAAGACUUAUUUCGAAGGUAACGUGAUGUUUUGUCCUGGUGCACGAAAAACAACUUUUUUUCUACUUUUUGCAGUUUUGUUUUGUACUGCAGCAAGUACCCAACAACUUAAUAAACCUUUCAUAAUAUUUUCUAACACUGUGGAUAUCCGUCGCAUUAAUCUUGACGGCACAGGAUAUCAAUACCUCGUCAGAGGACUUUCAAAUGUCGUUGGCUUAGACUUUGAUAUCAAGACAAGAACAAUUUAUUGGUCAGAUAUCAAAGCUAAAAAGAUCCAAAGAGUCCAUAUUGAUCAAGGUCUAARUCCUAAGAAUAUAGAAGACUUUGUUACAUCAGAUCUGGGAGUGCCUGAAGACCUAGCUCUUGACUGGUUGGGUAGAAAACUAUAUUGGACUGACRCAGGAAGGGCUACUAUCAAUGUUAUUAAGCUGGAUGGUACCGAACGCAGGGCACUUAUAGCUCUACCUGAGGAAAAACCUAGAGCUUUGGUGGUUGAUCCAGUUGAUAAUAGACUWUACUGGACAGACUGGGGGAAUGAUGCUAAAAUAUCUAGAGCACAAAUGAGUGAUGGUAGUCAUAAAGAAGUGUUGGUCAGCUCAAAUCUUGUUUGGCCAAAUGGUUUGACRAUUGAUUAUAAGGAUAAAGUCCUGUUCUGGGCAGAUGCGAAUACUGAUAAAAUAGAAAAGUCUACAUUGAGUGGUCAAAAAAGACACACCAUCAUCGAUGGAAGGAAAGUAUAUCACCCAUACUCCUUGACACAGUUCAAAGACAGGCUGUAUUGGACAGAUUGGCAUCAACAUACCAUUGAACAUUGUGAUAAGAGUACAGGACAGGAUAGAGUUAGUAUAAGUGGUGGAAUGAGUAGACCAUCAGCAUUACACAUUUAUCACCCUGAAAGACAACCAGGGACAGAUCCCAACCAGUGUCUCGUUAAUAAUGGCGGAUGUAGUCACAAGUGUCAAGAUAUGAUUGGUGGAUACAGGUGUCUUUGCCGACAAGGAUUUGAACUAGGAGUUGAUCUACAGAAUUGUCAAGACAUCAACGAAUGUAGUUAUAACCGCGGUGGCUGUUCUCAAGUCUGCGUCAACACCAUCGGUUCAUACAACUGUUCCUGUCUUGGUGGAUAUACUUUGAAUCCUGACGAAAAAACUUGUAAUGAUGCAGACGAAUGCAGGAUCAAUAAUGGUGGCUGUCAAUUCAAAUGUACAAAUACAGAAUCAUCCUACGUCUGUUCGUGUCGGUCAGGUUACACUGUGUCAGCUGACAAGCACACGUGUGUUGAUAUUGAUGAAUGUAGUCAUAGCAACCACACCUGUCCUGAAUACUGUGAGAACACCGUGGGAUCCUACAGAUGUGUCUGUUCAUCAGGACUGGUUUAUAAUCCUAUCACUAACACCUGUGACGACAUCAACGAGUGUCUGAAUAACUCUCUCAAUACCUGUCACCAGACAUGUAUUAACAUCCUUGGCUCGUUUCACUGUGACUGCAGUACUGGUUACCUCUUGUCCAAUGACAGAAAGAGUUGCUAUGACAUAGACGAGUGCAACCAAUCGCGUGACGCCUGUCAACAUACGUGCAUGAAUACCCAGGGGUCUUACAUGUGUGCUUGUAAACCAGGCUACCAGCUUGCAACUAACCGGGAACGGUGUGAYACAAUAAGCUGCGGGAAUCCCGCGAGUCCUCAAGGGAUCGUCSUAACGUGUGAUGGAACAGUUGAGCAAUAUAGAUACAACCAUUCCUGUACAUUAACAUGUACUAAAGGUUAUCUCAUUGGWCCGAACACCAUCAYYUGUCAAUCAUCUGGAGUAUGGACUGUUAUAAGGGCUCAGUGUGUACCUCAAAUCCCUGGCCGUAACAGCCCUCCUCAUUCUAUCAUCCUCUCCUCGCACUUCAUCCCCGAAAACACAGCAAUAAACGAARUCAUAGGUCGACUGACUACCAUCGACAGCGAUGAAGACCAGACCUUUACUUACUCCAUGGUAGAAGGCGCUCAUGGUUUGUUUGGAGUCGAUAAUUCUCGUGGGUCUCUUGUGGUAGCUGGGUAUUUGGACUACGAGAGGAAAUCCCGGUAUGAUAUCCGAGUUAUGAGCACCGACAGUGGAACACCCCCGUUAUCGUAUACACAGAAUCUGACGGUGCACGUACUGGACGUCAAUGAAGCCCCGAGUCCACCAAUCAUUGACCGGUUGAGUGUGUACGAAAAUGUAUCGAUUGGUUAUACCGUAGGAGUAAUUAAUUCAUCGGAUGCUGAUGUGGAUAGUCACCUGACCUUCUCGUUACUCACUGAUGCACAAGGUUUGUUUCGAAUCAAUUGCAACACCCUUCUGGUUAAUGGUCGUUUAGAUUAUGAAAGACAGUCAGAGUACAUAGUUACAAUUCAAGUUCGCGACAAUGGGUUUCCGAGCUUAUCUGCCACGUCGACGUAUAACAUUACAGUACUAGACUCAAAUGAACCUCCUAAAGGGGUCAUUUUACACGGGGGCUGGAUUAAGGAGUAUGUAAAUGGCCCCGAAGGAACACAAAAUGGAUCCUUUGUUGGAAACCUGUCAACCAUUGACGAAGAUGCAUUUGAUAGUCAUUACUAUGAAGUCAUUGAGCCUAUUCCUUCUCCCUUCGCUGUCGUCGGAUCUUCGUUGGUUGUUGCUAACGCUGGUCUCUUAGACUAUGAAAGCCAGAACCAAAUACCUGUGAACAUUCUUUCCACAGAUAAGGGAGGGGCAACCGUCACAUCCAGAAUUGUAGUUCGUUUGUCAGACGUUAACGAAAGACCAACAGCCAUUCUUCUAUCAGCGGCUACUUUCACUGAGCAUGCGCAAAUAGGUACUGUCAUUGGCACGCUGAGCGCACGUGACCCAGACCGACUGGGUAACCACACCUUUAUCAUCCUGACGUCAAACCCAGGAAACUCCUUCCGGGUCAUUGGCGACCAGCUUGUUUUGAAUAAAGACAUUGACUUUGAAACUACCCAUCAUCCUCUCCGUGUUGUUCUUCGGGUGACGGACAAUGGGGGAUUGAGUCAUGAUGAAGAGUUCAAUGUCACUAUUCUCGAUAAGAAUGAACCGCCUCAAGCAAUAAAACUCACAGCAUACGCCUCUUGCUCAGCAGGAGGACAAGUCUGUGUCCCUGAGAACAAAAUCAUUGGUUAUCACAUCGCUCGUAUCAGCGUUCAAGAUCCAGAUAGAGGAGACGUACCUUCUUGUGAAGUCGUUAGCGGAGACUUGAUCGGUGUUAAUAAAGGAAUAUUAGUAACGAAAGGCAAGAUAAACUAUGAAGCACUUGCUCCUACACAUAACAUAAGUGUAGGGUUACAGUGUAGGGAUAGAGGUGGACUAAGUAUUGAGGAGGCUUUUAAUGUUACUGUUACAGACGCCAAUGACCCUCCGUCGAACGUCUACAUAUCUCAUUACAUUAUCAGCUCCAAUGCACCUGUUGGAAGUCUUGUUGGUACGUUAUAUAUAGAGGAUGAAGAUUCUGGGGAUUCUCACACUUGCUACUUACUCAACAGUGAUCGCAGCCCUUUUGAGAUUCAUGGGCUUCAAGUGCGCACACGCGAAGUUCUAACCAACGCCACGCAUGCGCGCCAGCUUAUUCAAGUUUGGUGCCAGGAUUCCAAUGUGGCUGGGUCUCCGAAGGAUAUCUACAUCGACGUCAAAAACAUCGACAUGUCAGGAGUCAUCAACAUAACCCUGGACUCAAAUAAGAUCGCUGAAAAUAAACCCGCGGGCUCAUUGGUCGGUCACGUGUUUGCUUGGUCACAUGACCCGGCCGAGUCUUUCUCGUUCCAGUUAGAUAUAAAUGAUGAUUCUGCAUUCGCACUGACCAGAGGUAACAGUGAUCUUGUGACGACUAGGAGCUUGGACUACGAAAAGCGAGCGAACUACACGGUUGUCAUUCGUGUCUAUGGCAACAGCGGAAAAACAAACUUUGAAAAGUUUAUUAUUGAGAUCAUCGAUGUUUACGAACCUCCAGACCACCUUGUUCUCCAUCAUAAUUCUGUAAGUGAAAAUAUCGCUGGGGCGUUAGUCGGUAUUGUAACCCUAAAGGACUCGUUCACCAUGAACCAUGCUGUGAUAGUCAGCCUUGUUUCAGACCCUACCGAUGCCUUCCAGAUAAAGCCAUCUGUAGCUCCCUACACAUGGAAAAUCACAACUAAAACACCGCUGGAUUAUGAAAAGGCUCAAAGCCACGUGAUAACYCUCAACAUCCGGGAUACCAGAACCAAUUCAUCCACCAACCAAUCAUUAAUCAUCUACGUCACGAACGUCAACGAAGCACCGACAGCAAUARAAAUCAAUGGUACUCGCGCYUUUGAGAAUUCAAUUCCUGGGACGCUGGUUGGCUCUAUCAAAGUCGAAGACCCGGAUGAAGCCGUUGUUGCUCAGCGGUUUAGCUGUGAAUUACGUAAUGAUGCUAGUGGUCGGUUUGAGAUACGUGGACUCAACAUAGUGGUGGGGAAGUCCCGUGUGUUGGACUAUGAGGACGCUUUGGGGCCGAAGUGUUUGAUCGACGUUGAAUGCCAGGAUCAAGAUGAAGAAGCUAUUAAUAAACAGUUUAUCAUUAAUAUUGUGAAUGUCAACGAACCACCGACGAGGAUAUACUCAAUAAGUGACAGGUUUGAGGCUCCAGAAAACCAAAGCCCUGGAUAUCUCGUUGCUACGUUAGCCACCUUGGACCCGGACAAACAGGAUUCAUUCACGUACUCUUUACACCAUGAGAACUCUUCCACAGUCCCUUUCCGACUACACGGUAACCAACUCAUCACCACAACGAGGCUCAACUAUGAGUCACGUGAUCAUUAUGACAUUAAUGUCACGAGUAAGGACAGCGGUAACCUCAGCGUUACUCAGCGUUUAACAGUUGCUGUGGUCGAUACUAAUGACCCACCAACUGAUAUUGUUCUCCCUCGAGGAGUCUUCGUUACUGAGAAUCAAAAGGUCGAUACUAUCGUAGGAGAGCUGAGUACUCUAGAUGAAGAUCAAGAACAGACACAUGUUUAUACCAUUCUUACUCAAACUCCUGGUGGGGUACUCGGCAUAAAACACACCAACAAACUCUAUAUACAAGACAACGGUCAGCUAGAUUACGAAUCAGUGAGGGCUAUCAAAAUAACUAUAUCUAGCACAGAUAAUGGCACGCCUAAUCAAUUGACGAAAGCUGUUGCCAUGGUGAUACCAAUCAAGGACGUGAACGAGCCUCCUUAUGACGUUGAGCUCAGCCGACAAAUCGUGUACGAAAAUUCGACCAUGGGUGCCUAUAUUGGUGAUGUCGUCGUUAAGGACCCCGAUACUUUUCCGCAAUCCUUUUCGUACUUACUAAUCGAUGACGCAGAAGCUCGUUUUAUGAUCCAAAAAAAUAAUUCAAAAAUUCAUCUCCUCACKUCAAKRAAUGGUAUUCCAUUGGACUACGAAACGCAGAAAGAACACAGGAUCGUCAUCAAAUGCACCGACGGGGGAAUGUCUUGGUACCAGAAACAGUUUGUUAUCAAAGUCUUAGACUCGAAUGACARGCCCACCAACAUAAUAUWCACUGAUUCACAAGGGGAUACGACUAUGGACCCKCACCCUCCUAACAGAACCACCCAGCUGAUCAGCACACCAGUAGUGACCGUUAAYGAGACGGCUGAAGUCGGUGUUACMAUAGUAACAUACGUCACAAUCAAAGAUGAGGAUAAUACAAACAACCCCGCUCAACUGCAGACGCAUAAGUGCGUGUUGAUAAGUGAGGAGGAAGCAAAGUUGUUUGCUGUUGUUAGUGCGCAUGAUCCGUCUACUCGUCACAAGCGAUCGGCUGCCAAAACGAAUCAGAUACCAAAAGAAUUCAUGAUCCGUCCCGGAACAAACUCCAUUCUUGUGCGAAAGGUUUUAAACUAUGAGGCCCGCGCUGUGUUUACUCUGUUUCUUAAAUUUACAGACAGCGGUCUACCGCCGCUAUCAAUUGUUUCUUCGUUGCGCGUCCAAGUCCUUGAUGUUCCUGAACCCCCAACAGAUUUACAUCUAACCCCGUCAUCUCUUGGAGAAAACUCACCUGACGGGACCCUACUGGGGAACAUUUCUGUAACAGACGCGGACGUGCCGAGCACUGGGUAUGUGUACGAGAUAACGUCCCAUGGGGUACCCUUCAUGGUAGUCAGGGAUCAAGUAAUUGUCUCACGUGCACCAUUAGACCACGAGACAACACCAAUCAUUACUGUUCAAAUAACUGUACGUGAAGUAGUCUCUUCGCUCUCCUUUACCAAGAACGUCCAUGUGAAUAUCACAGAUAUUAACGAAGCACCCACGAGAAUCACUCUCAACGGCAGCAAAACAGCGGUAUCUCUCGAAGAGGACUCACCCGUUGGUCAUCUCAUUGGGUACAUAAUUGUAGAUGACCCUGACAGAUAUGAUUCUCAUCUAUUAUCAAUAGGUAGCCCAAACAGCAGUCAUUUUCGUAUCCAUGACAGCAAGCUUUAUGUUGGGUCUCAGCUGAAUGCCUGGUUUAUCAACCGCUACUCCCUAUAUAUCCGCGCGAUUGAUCGUGGGGGACUAAGUACGACUGGCGUAAUUACUGUAUUGGUUCAAGAAGUAGAUAUGUGUUCCAAUGGUAGAAAUAACUGCAGCGCGUUUGCCAUGUGUCUACGAGCUGGACCAGGACAAGCGAAAUGCUCUUGUAAACUCGGUUUUAAGGGCGACGGUUAUUCUUGCGUCGAUAUCGAUUACUGUGAGUCUGACCCAUGUCAUUUGGAUAACACCAUCGGGCCUUGCGAAGAUGGAUUCGGAGGAUACAAGAAUUACAGCUGCCCCUGUAAGACAGGGUGGUCGCCCCCGAAUUGUGACGUCAUGGUAAACCAUUGUCGAACUAAGCCAUGUUCUGAGAGCGGUACUUUGAGAUGUGAAUCUCAUGUUAAUGGUUACAAUUGUCUCUGUAAAGAGGGAUUUACUGGCUCACGUUGUGAGACUAAUAUUAGUCAUUGUUCAGAACACAGCUGUCUUCAUGGCGGAGCAUGCGUAGAAAAGAGGGAUGGAUUCAUUUGUCUGUGCAAGGAACCUUUCACUGGAGUCAACUGUGACACAAAUCGUUCAAUUUGUCGGAACGACCCGCACAUUUGUCCGCGAAACGGGACAUGUAUCCCGUACUCCGAGAACAGCACGACGAAGUAUUGGUGUAGCUGUAAUCCCCCUUGGAGCGGGGACUGUGCGGGAUGUGUACCGGGGUACGGUGGAGAUGAUUGUAAGCCGUGUCGAUAUCCAUGGACAGGCGAAAACUGUGAACAAGAUUGGAGAAACUGUAAAGAGGACACAUGUCAAAAUGGUGGAACAUGUAUUCCACUGAAGGGAAAAGAUUUCCUUUGUGUUUGUAGUUCUAACUUCACUGGGGAAAACUGCGAGGCUAAACUGCUCACGACGGAGAACUCAUCGGAGGGUUCUAAUAAUAGCCGUACUAAAGAUACGACGAUAUAUGCCUUGAUUUCGAUUUGUGUUCUGCUUUUGUUGGUUUUAGUGAUAUCUCUUGUAGCGUGGUUGUGGAGGAAGCAUAGCAAGACCAGGUCGAAUCACGGGAGAAUUGUAUUAACUCCAAAAGAGACGAAAGAUGUUAGCCCGCCAUUUGAAGACAUGAUGAAUACCAACAAAUACCAGUUUAGUAACCCAACCUUCAUACCUGACCCUCCAUCACAGGAUAACAUUUUACGUGAAAUAUCUCAAGAAGUUCCAGUAAAACUUCAAGAUAAUAAUGAAGAAAAUACGAGAUUGUCAUACAGUACUAUCGACUUCAAGACUUCAAGUCCAGUGGCUACUAAGAUAUUUGACAAUCCUCUGUACGAAUCUGCCGACCAAGUGAUCAGAAAAGAACUCGAAAGCAAUUCAUUGAAUCCUCUGUAUGAAUCUGUGGACCAGGUAGAGAGUAAUCAUGGUAAACUAGUAUUAAAUCCGAUAUAUGUCUCGGCAGGAGAACAAGCGAUUGAAGUAACGAAUAAGCGACUAUGGAGAGAAGACAGAUUUUCACAAUGUUAGAGGUUUUUUUCUCAGAACCGUGAUCAAAUUAACAAAUAGGCAUCAGUUUUUUAUGUGUCUGUAAUCUUAUUGACGAUAAAUUGCAUCAUCAGAUUGUCAAAGUAGUGUGGAUUCACGAGGCGUAGUCGCUCGUUGACGACAGCUUUAUCUGUCUGUCCUCUUAAUGAUGAUAAAAAAUAACCAAUCAGCGCGCGAGAAAUCUGUUAGUUAUUGUAAAAUAGUUAGUAUACUAUAGAGGUUAGUAGAUAUUAGGUGCUUACCAUUUACCAGGAAAAACCGGAAAUUCUGCUUGCAAAAUGAAAGGUAUGCAUCAUUCCCGAUAAGAAAGUCCCCGAAAACUCGGGCCUUCGAUUGAAGUCAACCACUUUUCCCGCUCUUUUCGGUUCUUCCGGUAGACGCGUGUACCAGAUUUCGAAAGUCAAAGUUUCCCGCUCUUUUCUUACUAUUGGCGAAUGAAUUUCCAACCGGAUGGAUUGGUUUAAAUGGUAAGUACUCCUUAUUUCCAUUGUUUUUUAUUUGACUAUUUUGUAGGAAAUCACUCUAAAUUUAGACGGACGAUCAUAAGGAUUUUCUAUAAGGAUUCAGACCGUGAAAUACUUAGUAGACUGAUAGAGAAUGGUAGAUUUUAUUUCCAUUGUUUUCUUUGUGUCUAUUUGACCAUUAUACAGAACAACUAGAAACUGUUUAUAAUAAUAAUAAUAAUAAAUCUUUAUAUAUUCUCACUAAAUAUGAUAGCACACAAGUGCUAGUUUGUGCGAGCUAAAAAAUAA